GGGGAGCUUGGCCCCCGCAGCCAGGAGGAGCCCUGCGAGGAGGCCGCCCUGCACUACGAGGAGCGCAUCUCCGCCCUGCUGGUGACCAUCGUCCGGCUGCAGGGGAAGGUGGAGCGGCUGCAGCAGGACAGGGCCAGGCCCCCUUCCCUGGCCUCCCUCCUCCCUCUCACCCGGGAACUGGGGACCCAGCAGGAAAAAGGAGGAGGAAGAGGAGGAGGGGGAGGGGGAUGGGAUCUUCUUCUCCGAUUUGGACUCCGAGGCCACUGCCAGCCUCCCCCGAUGCCCGUCCCUCUUGGCCAAGCGCCCCAGGAUCCCCCCUGCCCGGCCUCCAGCCGCUCCAGGAGAAGGGAAGGCCGACCUGUUCCUGGACGUCCACAAGGCCCUCACCUCCCUGGAGAACGUCCUCCUGUCCCACCGGAAGCCCCUCCCCAGCCCGGGAGCCCAGCGGCAGGGAUGCACCCAGCUGGCCCAGGGCCUGGAAGCCAGGCGGGUGCUGGCGCUCCAGAGGGACGUCUUGGGGUGCCCCCCCCAGGAGGCCGAGGGCCCCCCCUGCGAGAGGAUGGCCGCCCUCCUCAAGGAGAGGAACGCCGCCCUCCGAGCCCAGCUGGAGGCCCGGCAGGAGCUCCUCAGCCGCUCCCAGGCCGCCCUGGCAGCCCAGCAGCAGCAGCGGGACAGCCUGCAGGUCAAGGUGCAGGAGCUGCAGGAGAUCCUGUCCAGGGCAGAGACCGGCUUUGGUGGAGCCCCCAGACCCCCCUGGGAAGGAGCCCAGGUGACCCCCAAUCAGGGGCUACGCAGAACGGCCUCCAUCCUCCCUGGGGGGCUACCGGUGCCCAGCCUGCCCCCCUCCUUCCACCCUCAACCCCGGCUGAGCUCCAGAGCAGCCUGGAGCAGCUCCACAGGCGCCUGGAGGAGCUGCGGGGCCUGAACUGGCGCCUCUCGGGGGCCCUGCAGGAGUCCAAGGCGAACGCGGAGCAGCUCAGCCUGCUGCUCGGACAGCAGGAGUCCCAGGAGGCUGGCCUGGCUCUGGCCCUCCGUGGCAGUGAGCGCUGCCUGGAGGCCUACGAGACCCUCUGGGCUCUUACGGACCAGACGCCCAGCGCAGAGAUGGGAGCAGCGGCACCCUGGGCAG
Messenger RNA from Pseudonaja textilis, 1129 nucleotides. NCBI's taxonomy places the organism in Eukaryota, Metazoa, Chordata, Lepidosauria, Squamata, Elapidae. The record is from RefSeq and is a predicted model, not a curated record.